AUGGCUCAACCAUCUACUCACGUUGUCCACGGCGGCAAGCAAUCCGACCCCAACAGCACUUGGACAAACUUUGAAUGGGAAGAGCCCAAGUUGGGCAAGCAGGUCCAUGGCGAGGUAACCAUUGCUCGAACCUUUGGUACUUCUGGUGAUCUCACCUCUGGAUUCUGGAGAACGAGCGCCACGUCCCCAGGUGCCAACAGCGACGGGUCGCACAAACUCACCUAUUCCUCUCCCCUGGGCGAUGAGACCGCAUGCGUUAUUGACGGGUCCGCUACUUUGACUGUCGUCUCGACUGGUGCGAAAUACAAAGUUGGCCCUGGAUCAAUCAUCAGCUCUCCCAAAGGCCUCGAGGUCUACUGGGAGAUUGAUGCUCCUUUCUUCAAGAAGUACUGGUGUAUCUGGAAUGGCACCAGGCCUGCUGACAACCCGCCGACUGAUCUUCAAAUCAACCACGUCAGUGACAGUCCCGAAUGGGUUGACUAUAACUUCACCGAGCCCAAGGAAGGGGAUCUUGUGGCUGGCGAGUUGUACUUCAUCCGUAAUGGCGGAUCAACUGGAACCAUGCUGAGUGGAGUGUGGAGAUCCGGAAAAGGUAUUGCGGCUUCCGAUCUGACUGAAGAUGGAACCAUGACGACGCCUUAUACUGGGGUACUUGGUGACGAAACUAUCCUUCUGCUUGAGGGUGAAGUUGAGGUUACUGAAACCGUCAGCGGAAAGAAGCAUAGCUUCAGGGCAGGAGAUGCAAUUGGCCUGGCUUCAGGAAUGCAUAUUACCUGGGUCUCGAAGGGCCCUUUUUCAAAGAAGCUUUGGGUUAUUACUAAAGAUGUUGUUGAGUAA
Molecule: messenger RNA, 837 nt
Organism: Fusarium mangiferae
Lineage: Eukaryota; Fungi; Ascomycota; Sordariomycetes; Hypocreales; Nectriaceae
Exons: 1
Coding region: 1-837 (278 amino acids)
Source: RefSeq, a predicted model, not a curated record